AUGGUGCUGCAGAGGGUGUUUCGCGCUGUCAUCAUGGGGCCCCCAGGAUCGGGUAAAGGGACGGUUUCCGGGCGCAUCAUUAAAACUUUCGGGCUCAAACAUAUUUCGAGUGGAGACAUCUUGAGAAACAACAUACGUGCAAAAACCGAGCUGGGUCUGCUGAUGAAGGCCUGUAUAGAUCAGGGUCAGCUGCUUCCUGAUGAUGUGAUGGCUCGGCUCAUCCUCCAUGACCUGCGAGCACUGGGCAAUGACAGCUGGCUGCUGGAUGGCUUUCCUCGUACAAUCCUUCAGGCCGAGGCUCUCGAUGACACAUCCAGUGUGGACACUGUCAUCAACCUCAAUGUCCCGUUUGAGACAAUCAAAAAGAGGCUGUCGUCACGAUGGACACACACUCCCAGCGGGAGAGUCUACAACACAGAUUUCAACCCACCAAAAGUCCUUGGUGUUGAUGACGUGACUGGAGAACCUCUGGAGCAGAGAGAUGAUGACACUCCACACACAGUCUCACGCAGACUGAAAGCCUAUGAAAACCAGACGGAACCAGUUCUUGAAUACUACAGAAGUAAAGGUGUAUUGGAAACCUUUUCUGGGACUGAAACCAACAAGAUCUGGCCCCAUGUUGAGGCAUAUCUUCACAGAAAACUCCCCACUCUCAGUCAAAAAGUGGCAUAA
Knipowitschia caucasica is the source of this 672-nucleotide messenger RNA. The record is from the annotation of a GenBank genome assembly. Lineage: Eukaryota; Metazoa; Chordata; Actinopteri; Gobiiformes; Gobiidae.